This is a messenger RNA of Trichoplusia ni (cabbage looper), 4958 nucleotides long. Its product is annotated as death domain-associated protein 6. NCBI's taxonomy places the organism in Eukaryota, Metazoa, Arthropoda, Insecta, Lepidoptera, Noctuidae. The transcript is spliced from 6 exons. Bases 228 to 3473 code for a protein of 1081 amino acids. Gene Ontology annotation, molecular function: histone binding. The record is from RefSeq and is a predicted model, not a curated record.
UAACUGGAAACACUGUGUAAAUCAAAUGUCACCUGAACAACAGGAGCAUUUUCGUCUGCAAUAUUUUUAUUCCAAGUUUCCACUGUUAUUGUUUUACAUGUAACAACGAAUAAACAGAAUGCUGUUAGUAACAAAAAGUAUCACAAUGAAUGGUGUAGUAGCUGUUCGAAUUUAGUGUAAUUUUUUGAUUCUGAAAAUCGCAUAUAGUACUUAAAUAUUAGUACAAGAUGGCAAGUGAAGACGUGAUAGAAUUGGGGUCUUCGGACGAAGACUCGGAGCCGGCACCCAAGAAGUGUAAACCGUUGCCUAAUGCGAUGGUCUGCAUACCGAAGAAAUUACAUGAAGUUACAAUACAACCUGCUAGAAUAAAUAAAAAUAUUCCACCUAAAGGAAUAGUCAGGGGAGUAUCAAUACAUACAACAGUAUCUAUUAAAAAACUUCCUAAGCCGAAUAUAGUGAAACCCCAACUCCUUAACCCUUUAUCCAUUCAGAGGUCUAUUAGAAGUGCAAUGCCAAAAGUCAGUUAUAAACCCACUGCAAAGAAUCCUGGUCCCUCAAAAGUUCUCAAAGAACCUAUUAAAAUAUUGAAUUCAUAUACUACAUUAACAAAAUUGCCUCCUAGUAUCACUGUUAAAAAAACAUCUCAGUUGACUAAAAGGCCCAUUGUUAUUCUGAAUCCACCACGAGGACAAAAAAUCAAUGAAGUGAAAAAAAAAACAAUUAAUAGAAUGCGGACUGUGGCGACUGUUGAUUUAGAUGAUGAUGAAAGUCCUGUUAAUCCAGGUCCUGCUAACCCAAGUCCUGUGUGGUACAUCAGGCCUGAAGAUGAAAAAGAGGAAAAAAAGUCCUGUUCACUUGAACAACAGAAUAACAAUGAACCAACAACAUCUAAAAUGAUAGAAAUAACUAUUGAAGACAGUCCAAUUAAAGUUGUGCAAAACAAGAGAACUUGUGAAAUUGGGGAGGAAUUAGCCAUCACAAUAGAAGAUAGUCCUAAUAAACCAGUUGAUAAGAAAGAUUCUCCCAGUGGAAGUGAUGAUGAAAAACAAGUCAGUAAAAAGGAGACUCCAAGAAAAAAGAAACUUGAGUAUCCAGCAGCCGGGGAUGAUGAUAAGAAAACUAUGGUUAUUGAAAUUGACAUCCCACUUGAAGAAACCUUGAAUAUAGUAAAUAAGAACAGCGAAAAUAUGGAAUCAAAAAUAAGCAAUGUUAGUGAUAAGAAAACAGAAGAAACAUCACAAAAAGUUGAAAAUUUAGAAGAAGAUAAGCAAAAUCCAAUAGCCAACACCAACAAUGAAGGUGAAAAUGAAUUUCAUACUAUAUACCAAAGCUUUAUAGACUUAUGUUUCCAAUUAGAAAAUUCUGAAGAUAUGAGAAAAAUAGUAGAGAAAAAAAUCAAAGGAUAUUACAGACAGGUUCCAAAGGAGUUUACGGAAUCAGAAGAGUUUAUUGAUAUGGUUUCCGGUAAGAUAAUGGCAAUGAAGGCUUGCCCCGAUAAAAUGUAUCUGUAUAUAAAGGAUGUUGUAGAUGAAUUGAAUAUGCAACGUAAAUUAGCUAAAUCACAUGUUAAUGCCAUAAGUACAGAAGUUAAAAGCGAAGAACCUGAGCAGAUAUCAUUUGCAGAGGAUUGCGAGUAUGAUAUGAAACGCCAAAGACAGAUCCGUAAGUUAGAGAAGACAAUAAAGAAACUGCAUCGGGCCAUACAGAAGUUGGAAUCACAGGAGGUGGACUUUGAUGAUGACGAUGACUCAGUUUAUUUAUUGACUGAAAGGUACAAAGAACGCAUGGUGCGAGUUUACGCUAAGUUUUGUCAGCUGACAAAUACAAAGAUGCCUUCGGAGCCUCGCAUUCAAAUAGACGCUCGACCUGGCCGGCCUAGCGGGCCAGCAAAGCGCCUGGAGAAAUGGAUCAAUAAGAGAGUUCCCAUUGGAACACCACUGCCAUUCCCGGACUUCCAUGAUGUUAUCCGCUGUGUUCGAGAAGCCAAUGAAGAAGAUAAACUGUGCUGGAAUGAGGCGGAUAUUAUGGAAGAAGCUCGUGAUUUAUUUACCCGUUGUGGUAAGAAGCUACAAAGGCGUAGACAAGAAAAUGAAUGGAGAUUAGCUGCCUCAAGAAUAUCCACAGAGGUUGAUCCUGCUGAAAAUGACGAGCAUCUCAAAACUAAACUCUCUGAAAAUAGAAAACUAGCUGAAAAGAAGGAGACUGAAAUAUUUAACAAGUUUGCAGAUAGACAAAAUCAAUUAAAGUUGGAGGCAGUAGAAAUUGGCGACAAGGAAGCAGAAGAAUCUCCAGUUGAAAGUGAAGAUGAUGAUGCUGCCGAUGACGGAGUAUUGUUAGAGAACAAAGACAAUAGAAAAGAUCGACUUAAGAGAUUGCUACAAGAAAGAUCUAAGCGGAUUAGUGAUGAAAAAGAGAACCAGCCAACAAGAGAAUCUGAGGUAAGCAUAGCUGGUGACAAAAGCCCUGAGAAAAAUGAAAAUGAUAUUUCACCCAAGGAACCAGAGGCAGAUGGUAAAGCAGAAAAGCACGACCCUAAUACACCCAUUUCUUGCAAUGUUACAGAAACACUAUCCUUGAGUGAUAACAGUAAAGACUUGGAAUCUGACAUAGACGAACUGCAUCUAUUGCAGAAAUUACACUCUGAAAAUGAAGCUGGUACUUCGUCCCACGAGUCUUCAGAUUCGGAAAGUCCUAUUGCUAUAUCUGAUUCUUACGAAUCAGACAACGAAAGUGAUGGUAAAAAACAACAAAGUGACGUCAUCAGUAUAGAGAAUUCGAGUUUCUCUGAGAGUGAACUUGACGUCAAUAAUGCGGUUUCUACACAAGAAGUAGUUUCUAAACAAGGUGACAAAGAAAUGGAAAAGAAUGAUACGAUCGAAGCGGAGCAGUCUAAUGAAGUUAUAGAGUUUGUGUGCUCCACAUUUGAGGGAGAAAGCAGUCAAACUAACAUCACUAAGAGCACAGAGAAUUCAAAUACAGGUAUUUUAGAGACGCAAACAGAAACAAAUGAUAAGGAAAAUAAAGGUCCCGAUGAAAAUAUACUGCUUGCGUCAUCAGACGAGGAAAAUAACACUCACCAAGAAGAGAACAUAACACUUUGCGGGUGCGUUAAUAUAAGAGACGAUCUCAUUUCCAUAGAUGAAACAGUUGUUGGAAAUGGGAAUGAACUAGCUGAUUCUGAUAUAAUUGAAGAAAUAAUAAUUAAAGAGUCUAUUGAGAAAGAGGACGAAUCCGUUUUGGAGGAUGGCAACAAAGAUACCGAAAAAGCAAAUGAAGACCAUGUAUUAGAAAAUGAUAGAUCACAGGAUAAUUUAUUAUGUAAAACUAUGGAACCAGCGGGAAAUAAGAUUUGUGUUAUAUCUGAUGUUAAAACAUCCGUAAUAGAUACAAAUAAGGUUUUAAGUGAGACUGAUAAUGGAAACGAUAAAUUAAGUGAAAAAGAUGCACCAUCCACAUUAUCAGUAGAGACGUAGUACUAAAUAAAUUUAAUUUCUUUGAGUAGAUUUCUGUAAGUCAAAAAAUAUUGUUGGUUGAGAUAAAAUCUAUACUCAUAACAUGUUUUGAUUGAGCUAUAUGCUGUUAUCUGCAUUUAGAUAAAUGCCUAAUGUAACCGAACUCAAUAAUAUGUAAAUAACAAGAUAAAACUUACUAUUUUGCGACAGCAAUAAAUUAUAACCGAUUAUUUAGCCUCAAUUGAGCUAAUUAUUUUAACACAAUAUACGAAGUUUGACAAGAAAUGACCAUGGUGAUCCGAAGCUUUUGGCGAAUGAAUUAUCAUGGGCAUUAUCAAUUUGGCAAUUAUGACAGCCAUCAAAGUAUGUGAGUAACACAGUUUUGUCUCAGUCUUCAACUGAAAUUCACAGAAAGCAUUUGAAAGAUGCGAAAUGUCUGCAGGUUGCGGAUGUCCGCAAUGCCCUUCACCUCGUACCAUGUAAUUUUAUUGUCACGUUAUUGUUUCGUUAGUUGUCAUUUGGCUGUCUAUUUCCCCAGGCUAUUUUCCUACAAGUAAAGCCUCAGGGUAACUGUGUAGGCUACAAGUUACUCUGAGGCUCUACUUACUUACUUACUUACUACUACUCUACAAGUUGUAGCAGAGCCAGACUGUAUCUUGUAGGUCUUCACAGGAAUCAUUUUCAUUGACUAUUUGUCUCGAAUUAUCCUUUAAUGGACUACAAUGGGCUGAAACGUCUAUGUUAAUCCUUCGUAAUCUCAGAAUUUACUGCAUACUUUUUUAAAAUAUCGUAUACCUUUACUCUCCAUCUCACCAAAAUGUAAUACAAGGAUCCAUUUAAUUUUUAAAGUAUUAUCUGUGGUGCUUUGCAACUGGGCCUAACUCUUGCUGUUGUUUUUUUCUCAGUUAUAUCAUAUCUCUUCUUUUUGUCUUUCGCUUGCUGUGGAGAGAAGUAGAAAUCACUUUUUAUACUUUUCCUAUUUAAUUUCGAUGUAGGUUCCAAGACAGUUAAUCAUUUUACUGGGACACACCGAGCUUAAGUGUUACUUGGAUAAACCGACUUUAAAAAUGAGUAGGCAUUAAAUUGGUCAGGUAAAACGAAUGAAAACCUUAAGGGCCAGUCCAAUGUUUCUGUGAAUUUAAACAUAAAUUUUGGUCGAGCAUACAUUAUAUGACAAGCGUAACGCGGUGGAUGUUUUCAUGGCACUCGAAAAUAUACUUUAAAAGAACCUAUUAAGAAUCAUUUUUAUCUAAGUUACAAGUGAAGAAUUAUCGCAAACAAUUGUGAACUUUUGGCAAUAAUCAUAAAGUUUGUUGUCGAGUAAUAUUAAAACUAUGCUUCCGCUGUUCCGUUUCGCCAUAAUGUGUUGUUAUUAAAUACCGGCCUUUGUAAGUAAUAAUAAUAUGUUUUAUAAUUGUAUUUUUAAGUUAUAAUUUGUCGCCUUUAGCGUGGUUGUAUAUCCUGAAUAGAUAUGAUUUCAUAAAAAUUAUAAUUUGUAUAAGCAUA